AUGUCAUUGUGUCCGCACCAUUUUCGGUCCCGCUUGACCGGGCUGUCGCUGCGGUGCCGGCGGCCUGGCCGCUGGUAUCGAGCGAGCCCGCCCAAGGCUGCAUGUCAAGUCCACGAUGUGGCCCCCGAUCUCGAGUCUAUGAUCAGAGAUCAUGCCCUGGACGAACCAAUACUCCCACCAUCUUCAGUGCUGCAACAUGACCCUGUCUCCGAUCUCCCCAAUCAUCCAACUCAACGUCGCCACGCGCGCAAUGCUUUACAAAGACUUUUAUCUGAGGAGGACGUGUCCAAGAUCGCCGAGGCUGAAGGCCUAUGCCGCGAUCCGUCCGUGGUUUCUUCUACUGCAUAUCGUCUUAACGGGGCGAUUAUAUCGAACAAUAGAAAGUUGGACCAGAAAUCGACACACCUGGCGAUUAAGAUGCGAUUGAACUGCAUAUACCAGCGACAGGUCACCCUCACCCAAUGGAAUUCCGCCUACCGCGAACUCUACAUAGCGAAAUAUUACCGGCGCGAUGUGGUCAAGGAUCUCCUGCCGCCCUUGGAGGAGGAUGGUCAAGAACUUCUGGAUAAACUCCGUGAAGGAACCUUCCGGGAGACAUGGGCCGCACUGCCUCGCGCUGAAAUGGCCACCCACUGGAAACGGCUCGCUUUAUGGCUACUGCAGAACGAACCGGAGCUCGCAUUGGAAUUUCUGCAAGCCACCACCGAGUGCCAGCCGAUGCCGGAUUUCCCCAUGGUUGCCGAUUGUUUUCUCUAUCUUGACAGAUUCUACUACGAACGGCUGAAAACUUGGCGUAAGGAUGAGCAGACCUACCGGUCCCUUCUUCAGUCCUGCCUCGACCCGAACCACUGGCCGAUUCUCUGCGUUCAGCAGAAGGGUGUGCGAUUAUAUAUCCGGCGGGCCAACCGCAAAGCCCUCAACGCGGCUUUCCAGUUAACAAAAGAAAGAUCCAUUCCUCUCACUCCAGAAACAGCCCUUGGCUUUAUGUUUCGAUAUACGGAGCUGGGCGACGUGGAUCGGGCGUUGGAGGCGUUCGAAUACGUUGCCACAAAAACAAAGCACACCAAGUUCAAGCUGAACUCCGUACCCGUCAUACGGCACUGCUGCAAACUUCUGACGCUGGAUACGGUUGUGGAUGGUGAAGGGGGCCGCAAUUUUCGAAUCUUGCCACGGCUCUUGGAGAUGGGGGUCGAGCCUGACCGGGAUAUGAUGAAUGUGGUCCUUGCCAAUGCCUUCAAGGCUGGAAAUCGCCAACUGGGGUCCGACAUGCUUCAGUUCAUGAAAGAUCACGGCCACAAAUUUGAUUCCUACACAUACCUGACUCUGCUCACUGAGGGAGUUGCACGUGGGGACCGGGCGCAUGUUGAGCUGCUCAUUCAUGAAAUUGAGAGCCGAGAAGACGCCAUCCGAGAGAACCCUUAUGUCGCAAGCAAGAUCCUUCAUGCCCACUACAUCUUCACAGCCAAGAAUAUGGAUGCUGAAUCCGAUCGCUCUCGAGUCUUUUACUCCAUGCUUGAGAUGUACAACCGCUUACACGACAUCACACCCUUGAAAGAUCUCCUCAUCAUCCCCUCUCACUAUCAGCCUCCAGCGGGAGGUGCCAACACCCCGCCCUCCCUGAUGGCUUUGUAUAUUAUGAUCGCGACUUAUUUCCGCUGCCAACGCCAUAUCUCGAAGGUACAUCAGAUCUACUUUCAAUUCCGCAAGCUCGUGGCAGAAGGCCACGAGGGUAUCGCCCCUCUCGCCGAAACUGAUCAUACUUAUAACGAAUUUCUCAUUGCUCUGCGGCGGCAUCGUGGCGCACUGCGCUCGUGCGUACGCCUCGUCGAAGAUAUGCUCAAUCCACCUCCUCCCUCGCCUACUGGCCGAGCCAUUGUGCAUGCCAGACCCAGCAUGCAAACCUGGACCAUCCUCCUGACCGCAUUCACUUUCAACCGACAACCUCACGCUGCAGAGAAGGUUAGGGAGAUGAUGGCCAAGUAUGGCGUCAAAGCCAAUGACGUGACCUGGAACACGAUCAUCAACGGCUAUGCGAAUGCCCAGCAAAUCCCGGAGACCACUCGUGCGAUCAAGGAGAUGGAGAGGCACGGAUUCGCGAUUGAUCAGUAUACCAUCAAGAGCCUGCGCUGGGUCCGUGACCCGGACAGUCUUUGGGAUGCGAUGGACGCCAUGGAUGAAACUGCCGCGUCUGCACAACCGUCUGAAUCUACUGAAGUCAACGAGGGACUGGACGACGACCUGCUUAUCAACAGCGGUCUGAAGCGGUUGGAGGCAAAGGAAAAGCUGACGCCGAAGAUAUGA
This is a messenger RNA of Penicillium lagena, 2301 nucleotides long. Its product is annotated as pentatricopeptide repeat protein. The coding region runs from base 1 to 2301 and encodes 766 amino acids. The record is from RefSeq and is a predicted model, not a curated record. Gene Ontology annotation, molecular function: protein binding. NCBI's taxonomy places the organism in Eukaryota, Fungi, Ascomycota, Eurotiomycetes, Eurotiales, Aspergillaceae. The transcript has a single exon.